GAGGCUUUGUGCCUGGCUGGAUUUUAAAGUGUCUCGUAGGAUGGGAUUUUCUCUCUGUGGAGCUCUCUGUGUUUGAGGGAAAUGGCAUGAAAAGAUAUCCGUGAGCUAGCCUACUUCAGAAAUCAUUAAAAGAGGGGGGGGAAGUGACAUUGCAAUUACAACUGUUGCUCCUAUUACUUUGAGAAACAACAACAACAAUAGGUGGACUGUAGAGAAAACCAUGGUGAGGUUGAGAGCUACCAUUCUUUUUUGCCUAGGUUUUCUUCUGGUUUCUGUUCAAGGUCAAGGCGACUUUGAUUUGUCUGAUGCUCUUGAUCAUUCAGAGAAACUGACUACCAAGAAACCUGCACCACCUACCAAAAGGCCAGCAUCAGAUGACCACCCAAAACCCCAGCCACAUCCUCAUCCACGACCAGGGAGCAAUAGCAACACUGGUGAUAUCAGUGACUUAGAUCUCAAUGAUGGGAAGCCUUUGCCACCAAGGCCACCAGGAGAAAGGGAACAGAAUUACAAUCAUGAAGGAAACACUGAUACUGGACUAGCAGCUGGAGUUGCAUCUCCUGUGGUUUCUGCAUUUGUGCUGUUGAUUGUUGGAUCAGUAGCUGGCUACAGAGCUUACAAGAAUAAGCAACUUUGUUUUAAACCACGUGGUGAGACAUCUAUAUAAGCUGCCAGGACAUGACCUACACAGUGAUAGUGGCAAGAUCAGUCCAAGAUGUAUAAAAUACAUAUAUUGCUCUCCUGAAAAAAUAAUGCAUAAAAUGUUGUUUUUUUUCCUUGGGACAAAAAAAA
Gavialis gangeticus (Gharial) is the source of this 792-nucleotide messenger RNA. RefSeq names its product Xg blood group (gene XG). NCBI's taxonomy places the organism in Eukaryota, Metazoa, Chordata, Crocodylia, Gavialidae. The record is from RefSeq and is a predicted model, not a curated record. Gene Ontology annotation, biological process: homotypic cell-cell adhesion; T cell extravasation; positive regulation of neutrophil extravasation. The coding region runs from base 221 to 667 and encodes 148 amino acids. The transcript has 8 exons.